This is a messenger RNA of Conger conger (European conger), 1900 nucleotides long. It is a transcript of the gene rbm11, whose product is annotated as RNA binding motif protein 11. Gene Ontology annotation, molecular function: single-stranded RNA binding. Bases 136 to 1008 code for a protein of 290 amino acids. NCBI's taxonomy places the organism in Eukaryota, Metazoa, Chordata, Actinopteri, Anguilliformes, Congridae. Gene Ontology annotation, biological process: regulation of alternative mRNA splicing, via spliceosome. Gene Ontology annotation, cellular component: nucleus. The record is from RefSeq and is a predicted model, not a curated record. The transcript is spliced from 6 exons.
GGCAGAGCACGAACUAUUAGCAACCGCCAGUGUGGUUCAGAUUCAGAAAAACAAAUUUUGGCUUCCAACAAUGAUCCUGGCCGCGGUUAUAAGAUUAAUUGAGAAUUAAUAAAUUAGCUAAUUGUUUGAACAGUUAUGUUGGCCAAGCACAGUGAGGUAGACAAAACUGUCUUUGUGGGAAAUUUACACAGUUCGGUGAAAGAGGAGAUUCUCUUCGAGCUGUUCCUGCAGGCAGGUCCACUGAAAAAGGUCACCAUCGCAAGGGACAGGGAGGGCCGCCAAAGGUCAUAUGGGUUUGUGUGUUACAAGCACCAAGAGGCAGUCCCCUACGCCAUUGCCCUUCUCAACGGCAUCAGGCUGUAUGGCCGUCCAAUCAGACUGCAGUACAGCUCUGGUAGCUCACACAGUGAUGGUGGGACAGGACCUAGUGACCCCCCAUUGGAGCCACACAGCGCUAACCCAGUUUUCCCAGAAUCCCCUGUGUUCCACUUUUCUGCCUUCCCUGACAACAGGGGCCUCUCUCAGGAUCCAAUGAACUGGAACACCAUGGUGGGUGGAUUUCCCCCCGAGCAGUUCCCUCUGAAUAUUUCUCCACCCCAGCCUCAGUGCUACCUCCCGCCCACGGCCUUCUCCCCCUCAGUACCUCCUCUACUCUGGCCCACUCUGGCUUUCCCCCUCUGGACUCAGCCACCUCCACUGCAACAGUCCCAGAAUCCCCAGAACCCCAGCUCCAGCCCCCUGGCGCUGCCCCCCAGCCCUCCCCCCGGGACAGAAAUGCAGGGAGGAGAUCACACGGAUGCUGCUGUGCCCAGCAGACUGCGCAAGCGUAGGAAGAACCGUGAACGCAGACGCAAGUCUGAGAAGCACAGGAGCAGAGAAAAAGCAGGCGGACAUGUACGUGCUCGCUCGCACACGCGCUCAGGGAAAAAGAAACCACCUUUUGAGCCUCAACCGGAAUUGAAAUUCUGUAUGGAGUCCUUGUCUACACAGGGAAGUCACAGGAAUUGAAGUCUGAAUACCGAAUACCUUCAGGAAGACCUGAUUUAAUUACUGGAAGAGACAAAAGAUGAUGGCAAGAAUGAGGGAGAGUGGCUUCCAGAGAAAGGUCUAGCUCUGUCACCAUUGACCUGUAGAGAAGACCCAAAAGCCUCUCCUCAAACUAAAUUAUUUCCGUCACCAUAUUUGCAUGGCACUGCAAAGAUUUUCUUCACAGUUCUGCAAUGCUUUGUUUGAGUCUUUGGCAGAAUAACAUAUUUCAUUUUCCUUGUCCUGUAAAUGUUCAAACAUUAAACCAUUAACCAUGGUUAAUUUGGAAAUAAAUUAACUUGUUAUUGAGAGACAUGCAACUUAUAUUGCAACUUUGCAAGCAUGUAUUUACACAUAUAGCGCCAUGAAAAAGUGUUUGCCCCCUUCCUGAUUUCUUCUAUUAUUGCAUAUUUGUCACUGAAUCUUCAGAAUGGAAAUGAGGGGACAAAUACUUUUUCACAGCACUGUAUUAGAAUCCAAGUAAUAUACAGUGUGCUCCAGAAUGAUUGGCACCCUCAAUAAAAAGAAUGUAACAUUAAAAAAAAAAAAAAAGUCUGCAUAUGAAUGCAGUUAAGCAGCUUUUAAUUAAGAAUCAGUAAAUUAACUUGAAGUAGCCUAUAUAUCUAAAAUUGCUCGUCUGGUCUGAAAAAAGUCAUCUUGCAGCUAGGGCGCUACAAUCAGAUUGCGACAAAUCAGAUCUGCAGACCUACCUACUGUAGUAGUUUACUUCACAGCUAAUUCUACCCAUUAAUGUAAUUUAGCAGGCGGUCGUAUCUAGAGUCUUACAAUGCAAGUACAAUGUACAAUAUAGGUUGCUGUGGAUAUGGCUGGCCAAUGAAUUUUGCUUGAAAAGAGCAAUACAGUGCUGACAACA